GUUUAUGGUCAGACUUGUAGUUCAUUUAAAUCACCAUGUGGUUGUAAUUCUUGCCCAAGUCAAAAUCAGUGCUGUUAGAAAUCGAUCAAGAUGGGUAAAAAGGCCAAGAAAGAAAAGAAAGUUAAAGGAGCGGAGAAAACAGCCGCAAAAAUGGAAAAGAAGGUCUCGAAACGAUCGAAAAGAGAAGAGGAGGAUUUAGAGGCGUUAAUCGCGGAAUUUCAGUCCCUGGAUGCCAAGAAGACGCAAGUAGUGGAAACAGCAUGCGAUUCUCCGUCCAGCAGGCUGCACGCUUCGCUGUGCGCACAUCCCGAAAAAGACGAGUUGAUUUUAUUGGGAGGGGAAUUCUUUAAUGGGAAAAAGACAUUUCUGUAUAAUGACCUUUUCUUCUACAACAUCAAGAAGAACACUUGGGUUAAGGUUGACAUCCCGAACCCUCCCCCGAGACGCUGUGCUCACCAGGCAGUAGUAGUUCCCCAGGGUGGGGGGCAGAUGUGGGUGUUUGGAGGGGAGUUUGCGUCUCCUGAUGGCGAGCAGUUUUAUCACUAUAAAGAUCUGUGGGUGCUUCAUCUGGGAACACGCACAUGGGAGCAAAUCAAAGCUCCUGGUGCUCCAUCUGGCAGGAGUGGACAUCGUAUGGUUUUGACCAAAAGACAACUGCUUGUUUUCGGGGGCUUUCACGAAAGCACAAGGGAUUAUAUCUAUUAUAACGAUGUCCACUCUUUCAAUCUGGACACAUUUACUUGGAGUCGCCUCCAGCCGUCAGGAACCGCUCCCUGUCCCCGUUCAGCCUGUCAAAUGACCCCAACACCUGACGGCAACGGGGUCAUCAUCUACGGUGGAUACUCCAAAUCUAGAGCGAAGAAGGAUGUGGAUAAAGGAACGAUCCAUUCUGACAUGUUCAUGCUGAGGAGGGAGGGCAGAGAAGAGCAAGAGAAGUGGACCUGGACUCGAUUGAACCCGUCAGGAGUAAAGCCUCCACCCCGAUCUGGUUUCUCUUUGGCGGUGGGACCUGGAGGCCGCGCCCUCCUCUUCGGUGGAGUCUGCGAUGAGGAGGAAGAAGAGUCUCUGGAAGGAGAUUUCUUUAAUGAUCUUUACCUUUAUGACAUCAACAAAAACCGCUGGUUUCCUGCUCAGCUUAAGGGCGGCAAGUCAGAAAAAAAGAAGAGGCGUCGAGGAAAGAAGGAAGCGCAGGCCGAUGAGACGGAAGAAGAAGAGAAAGAGGCAGCGCAGGGUCCCAGAGAGAUUAUUAAAGAGAUCGUAGCAGAAGAUGGAACGGUGAUGACCAUUAAAGAAGUGAUUACAGACACACAAACUGUGGAGGAAAGCGAGGAGGAAGACGAGGAGGAGGAAGAAGAGGAGGCGGUUGCAAUGGCUCCCAUGGUGGAGCCCUGUCCUCGCUCCAACGCCAUGGCAACGGUGAAGCACAGCAAGUUGUAUUUGUAUGGAGGAAUGUUCGAGGUGGGAGAUCGACAGUUCACCCUCAGCGAUCUCUACAGCCUGGACCUGCAUAAAAUGGACCGGUGGGAGGUUUUAGUGGAAAUGGAUCCCAAGACACAGGAGUGGCUUGAAGAAUCUGAAUCAGAAGAUGGAGAUGAGGAAGAGGAGGCAAAGGGCGGAGAGGAUGAAGACGAGGAAGAUGAGGAGUCAGAGGAGGAAAGCAAUGAUGAAGAAGAUCCAGAGCACCCGCCAACAGAGCCUGAAGAAACUCUGGCCGAUUAUCAGACCCGGACUGAGAAGUACUGGCAGGGCCUGGCCCGGGCCAACAUGGGUCCUGACGCCAAAGACAAGAAAGUACAAAAGGUCGCCCAUGCCAUGGCCAAGGUGUUUUUUGAGAGUCAGGAAUGAGAUUUUGUAUGCGUGUCACUGGAUUCAAGAAAUGUUAGUCUGUAUUAUAAUAAUGUGUGUGUGAAGCUGUGAGAAGGAGAAUGGAAAUUGUAUGAUGUUACGUACACUGCAAUUAAAAAUGUCUUGACAAGUGAUGAGAUGCUGUAACCUAAUAAAUCAAGUUGAAUUUGCUUUAGUUAUGUCAACUUUAUUUGAUAAGUUACAGCAACUCAUCAGUAGUUAAAAUAUGACUUGAAAAUCCAAGUUGAUUAAAAGUUUAAGUACAAAAAGAUUUUUUAUACAGUGUAUAGGAAAUCUCAGUACUGUGUGUAUGUUGUGCAUGAAAGAAUAAGUGUAUCUUUAAGUUUUAAAACCAGUAACAAAUGUGUCUUUCAGACUAUAUUGAAAGAUUGUCUCAAAAUGUACAUUAUUAUCACUAAAUCUCACUGCCUUGUUUCUCAUCAUCUUGUCUAUGUGGUUUUUGUAACUGUGCGCUUUUACUUGUUAGCACAAAGAAAAUUACACAUAAGAUAAAUCGAGGUGGUGUGAGAUGUUUAUGUAGUAACCCAAAUAAUUUAAAUCUUAGUAAAAUUAAAGGGACACUCCACUUUUAAAAAAAAUAUGCUCAUUUUCCAGCUCCCCUAGAGUUAAACAUUUGAUUUUUACCGUUUUGAAAUGUAUUCGUCUGAUUUCCGGGUCUGGCGCUACCACUUUUAGCAUAACUCA
Paramisgurnus dabryanus is the source of this 2550-nucleotide messenger RNA. Lineage: Eukaryota; Metazoa; Chordata; Actinopteri; Cypriniformes; Cobitidae. The record is from RefSeq and is a predicted model, not a curated record.